Nelumbo nucifera (sacred lotus) is the source of this 1168-nucleotide messenger RNA. RefSeq names its product GDSL esterase/lipase 7-like. NCBI's taxonomy places the organism in Eukaryota, Viridiplantae, Streptophyta, Magnoliopsida, Proteales, Nelumbonaceae. The record is from RefSeq and is a predicted model, not a curated record. Gene Ontology annotation, molecular function: hydrolase activity, acting on ester bonds.
CAGGAAGGAGCUCCCACUCCUGUCAAGUAAUUUAUCUGCUGGAGCAAGGAUGAGGAUUUGUUCUCUCGUCGUCCCAGCUGGUUUCAGUAUUUUCUUUCUUCUUUUUCCGAUAGCCAGAGCCGAAACACCUCUCGCACCGGCGUUGUACGUGUUUGGAGACUCUCUGGUGGACAGUGGCAAUAACAAUCUACUACCCACGAUAGCCAAAGCGGAUUUCCUGCCGUAUGGGAAAGACUUCCCCGGCGGUGUCACGGGGAGAUUCACCGAUGGCAAAACAGUUGCAGAUUUCGUAGCUGAACUACUUGGGCUACCAUAUGCUCCUCCAUACUUAUCCUUGUUGAAACAUAAUAUAUUAACCGGCUGGAAUUACGCAUCUGGAUCAUGCGGCAUUCUCCCAGAGACUGGAGCCCAAUUUGGCAAAUGCCUGAAUUUGGAUAACCAGAUCGAUUUGUUUCAAAAGACUAUCAGGAGAGAUAUGAAGAGACAAUUCAACAGUUUAAAUGAACUUUCAGACUACCUGGCCAAGUCCAUAUUUCUGGUCUCCAUUGGAAGCAAUGACUACAUCAUCAACUACCUUGAGCAUGAUCUUUGUAAUAUUAGUAGAAUCUACUCCCCUCAGGCAUUUGCUCAGCACCUCACCGACAGACUUUCUGGGUGUUUUAAGAGGCUAUACGAAUCGGGGGCCAGAAGGAUUGUGAUGUUCGAAAUUGGGCCGAUCGGGUGCAUGCCAAUAUUUACAAGAAAACUAAAGCCCAGGGGACCCUGCGUUGAAGAAUUCAACCAGUUGGUAUCAUACUUCAAUAGCGAGCUUUCUGAAAUGCUAAAGGGAUUGACAACUUCUCUCCAAGGCGCCACCUUUGUAUUGGCACAAAUCAACAAGCUUGCAUACGAUGCAAUCACAAAUCCUUCGAAAUAUGGGCUAACAGAUGGAACGAACCCAUGUUGCAUUGCGGGGAUUGAUGGAACUUGGCCAUGCAUACCGAGCUUAUCGUCGUGUCCUAAUCCAGACCAGCACUUCUUCUGGGAUGCUUUUCACCCCACUCAAGCUGCAUAUUCACUCAUCUCCACCCGUUGCUUUGAACAUCCUUCCCCCUGCUUUCCAACCAAUAUUCAACAGCUUGUGCAAGUUUAAGAAACACAAAGUAAUGGAUUAAUCUUCUUAGCAAAA